This is a messenger RNA of Vitrella brassicaformis, 5092 nucleotides long. The record is from the annotation of a GenBank genome assembly. Lineage: Eukaryota; Vitrellaceae.
GGGAGAGAAAAGCGCAAGCGGGAGUCUUCUCCACCUUGGUGGGGACGAGAGCGAAGAUCUGAUGAGUUCAUUCACUCCAUCCUCAGCUGUGAUGCAGUUCGCCCUUCAGUCCUUCACGCCGCCGCCAGCCGCCGACCUCGACUGCCUCGUGGAGCGCUUCGAACGCUUGAAGACGAUACGGCAUCCCUUCUUAGCGGCAUACGUCGCAAUUGUCGUGGAGCGCGGCCGCCGCCUACUCAUCGUGUCUGAGAGAUGGACCCACACAAUCAUCAGUGGCAAAGGAGCCGGCGUGGAUGCGGAAAGGGCACGGCAGUGGAUUGGUCAGCUGGCGGAUGCGCUGGAGUUCCUCAACCGAGAAGGAAUCGCCCACGGGCAUCUGCGGCCAGAAUGCGUCUUCAUCGACAGCAAGGGCAAUGUGAGGCUCGGCGACUACGGCCUCUCCUUCCUCUUCCCCUCCCUGCCGGCCAUCCCGGCCCCUCCCCACCUCGCCCCCGAGAGGUCUCUCACCCACCCGUCGGCCGGCCCCUGCAGCCAGACCGACGUCUGGGCCGUCGGCGUCCUGCUGAUGGAGCUCGUCUGUGGACGGUGGCAGCCCCCCGCAACACCCCUCCCCCCUCACGUCGUGUCGGCCAUAUCGCUGCACGUCCUUCAGAGACUCGCCAGCAUCGCUUUUGCCGUCCACGCCAAGAGCAGCAGCAAGGCGGCGGCACAAGGCAGGAGCAGACAUACAGGGGGCAGCCGGCUCACCGCGACAACCACAGGGUCAUCGUCAGCAUCCGAUGACACGAUGAUGGAGGGCCUGUCGGUGGUGUCCCUGCCGUCAUCCCAGGGCCGGAGUCGGUCACUGGGGUCGCCUCGGGGCGAGUCGAUGUCGCCGGUGAAGGCCUAUGCGAGAGGGAAGGUAGGGGCGUUUGAGGGGGAAGUCAUGCCAGCGAUCGGUGACCUCCUGCCAGAAGGUGUGACGGCAGCGGAUGUGCGUGCGGUGGAGCGGAGCUUGCUCGUCUGGCUGGCCGGCAGGGACGAUGGACACACGGGGGACGAAUCGGGUGGCAGUGGUGGAAUGGGAGGUGGUGGUUCAAGUGUGGAGUCACUUCCGCUGCAUCCGGCGCUGGCUGAUGGGUCAAGCAACCUGCGGCAUUUCCUGUCAUGCUGCCUCUGCCUUCACCCACUCCACCGCCCAGCACCCCGCGACCUCACGUAAGACCACCGACACACACCGAGGUUGCAUUGCAUUCAUCGCCGACACUCGUGGAUGGCACUGCACUGUGUGCUGUGCAGUUCCCACGGCUUUCUCACAAGUCCGUCGUAUCCCCUGCCCAAGUGGGUGCCGGCCCCCCGCCCCCUCAGCGCUCGGCUGGCCCCUCUGAAAGUCGAUGACGUGCUCAGCGGCAGAGCGGCAGACGACCUGACAGAAGAUACGCAGGAGGAGGAGACGGACAUCUCGUCGCUGUACUACUGGUGGCGGCUGGCUGGGGGCGACCUGUCCGAUGCACUGCAGGACGUCCACGCCGUCCACCCCGCCCCGCCACUCUUCACCCUCCCUCUAGUCGAGAAAUGCACCGUAGACAGCCAGUGCUACGAGGCGACUCCCUUCGUCCCGCGCGCCAUCGACAUGGCACACAUGGCCCCCGCCACUGUGUGCCAUGAGGGUGGGAGGGAUGACGGGAGUGCUGGUGGUGCCGGUGGUGCUGGCGACGUGUUUGGUGUGUGGCGUGCCGGUGUGUGUGGGCGGCUGAGGGGCCGGCUGGGGGAGGGGUGGACAAACUCGGGGUGGAAGGCAAACAGGACUGAGGCCAUCGGUGAGCGAUCGCUCUGAAAUGGAAAGAGCUGCGUCUGUGUGUGCCGCUUUGUGUGUGCAUUCAUUGCGCGUAUGUGCUUGCCUUGCCUAGGGGUAGAUUUGAGUGGCCUUGUGUCUGCCUUAGAGGAAGCAGACAGGUUUCCCCUGGAGCACGCAGACAAGGUGGGAGGGGGGAAAUGACGCAAACAGAAAGGUCUCAUGGAAUGUCUAUUGUUACGAGUGCGUCUGUGCUUCACCCUGCCUGCAGGUGUGUCCCUCGCCGGCCGCGAGUCACUCCCACUUCCUCUACCAGCGACUCAGGUACACACACACACACACACACACAAACUCAGCCAAACACACACACACCCGAUGCGAUCCCUGCAACGUUCUCUCUCUUCAGGUACCGUUUGUUCCGCGACUUGCUGCGCCGUCUGCCACGCACGCGGCCACAGCUGAUCCGCGAGGCCACACACGACAUACCCACACUACUCAGACCGCAGGUCAGAGGCAGCCACCCACACGUACACCCAGACACACAAACAUGCACACACACAUGGAUUCUUCCCUGUGGUGCAUGCAGGUGUGGGCGGCUCUGUUGGGUCUGCCCCCCGGCGCGGGUUGCCAAACGGCUCUGGCGUGUGAAGAAGUGUACCUGGAUCGGCUGAGCACCAUGCCGCUGCCGAAGGAGCUGCCCUCGGUGGACUUCGACAUAGCCAAAUGCCAUGGAGUGCAUAUGAGGGAGGGCAGCCAAAGCCAUCAAUCAUGGGGGGCGGGGCACCUCACCUUCAUUCAUUCGCAUGUCUGUGUGUGUGUCUGGUGCCUGUGUGUGUCCACUCACUCAGUAUCGCCCCUUGUUGGCGACAGCUGAGGGUCGGUCGAGGGUGGAGCGGCUGCUCAAGGGGUGCUUCCAAGAGAGCCCACAGCUGGCCUACCUGCGGUGAGUGAGAUACGGCGGGCUCCAUGCAUUUGUGUCCACUGUUUUGUGUUGUCUUGUGUUGGAUGGCCUGCCUGCAGUGGUUUGGAGAGCGUCGCGUCGCCUCUGGUGGUGCUGUUCUACCACGAGCAGCACAUCGCAUUCGCAUGUCUGCGGGCCAUACUCAGGAACUUCCUGGAAGUGAUCCAAUGGAUGGAUGGAUGCAUGAGCACACCACCGUCCAUAACUUCUCUCUGUGCGUCUGUCUGUCUAUGCAUUCUCUCGUGUGUGCGUGUGUGUGUGUGUGUGUGUGUGUCAGAAUUUCUUCCUGAAGGAUCAGUGUGCCCAUCUGCGUGGGUAUCUGUACCUGUUCAACUCCCUGCUGUUCUUCCUCGACCCACAGCUGGCCCUACACCUCCAGACCAUCGGUAGGUAUCUAUCUGCGGCAUUCACACAACGCCUUCGAUGCGUCCAUCCAUCCAUCCAUCUAUGCAUGUGGCCAAUGUGUGUGUGUGUGUGUGUGUGUGCAGGUCUGCACCCCGACCUGUACAGUCUGUCGUGGUUUCUGACUCUGUUCUCACACCUCCUGCCGCUCAAGCAACUGCUGCCCCUAUGGGACACGCUGUUCGUGCAGGUGGGUCGGCCUGAAUGACGAUAGACAAGGCAGCACACGCACUGCACAUGGACUGGACGCCUUUGAGUGCGCGUGUGCGUGUGUGUGUGUGUGUGUGUGUGUUUGUGUGCGUGCAGCCCCCCUCCCUCACCGUGUUCAUAGCCGCCACUCUCCUGCACACACUCAGGACACACCUACUCGGUAGGUACACAAAUGACCCAUAUAUCCCCCCAUCUGUCUGUCCAUCCUCCACACUUCAAUGUGUCAUUCCCUUCCCGUCUGUCGUGCAGCCAUCGAUGACGUGUCGUGUGCUCUGUCGUUGCUGUCGUCAAGCCCCUCGCUCAUCGACAUCGCCGACAUCGCCGCCACCGCCCUGCGGCUGCACAACUCCACACCUGUCAGCCUCUCGGUGCUCCUCACACCCAAGAAGGCACAGACCCCAAACAAUGCACUGGCACCAGCACCAGCAGCAGCGACAGAGGGUGACGGAGCCCUCCUUGCGAAGAAGGAGGAGCAGGCCGCUGCGGCCCAUGAAGGUGAGAUACACGCGGCGAUUGCUGCAGGUGUUGGAUCGUCUGUGUCUGUGUGUGUCAGGUGUGUCGUUCUUCAUUGGUGAUGAAGAGACGUCGUCCAACUCGGCCAGUGGCAGCGACGGCGAGUCGUUCGGCUCGCCGCGCAGCCUCAGCCGGUCGCCGUCGGCUGCCGUCUCGGCAAAGACACGACCAAGGCGUGGGCGCACACAAAGAAGAAGGUGAGACAAGCAACAUGGUGGCCAAGACGACCUGCGGGUGUCUGUCUGUCUGUCUGUCUGUCUGCUUUCCUGCAGUCCCUCUGAUCCGGCGGACUUCUACGAAGAUGAGAACACGCAUAGGUCAGAGGGGACAUGAACAGACGACACACCUCCCCACACACACACAUUCUUCCUCCGGCGCAUCUGUCGAUGUGUGCAGUUCGCAGCCCGUCGAGCGGUGGUGGGAGGACGAUGCCUUCGACCCGAUGAUGGCAUCCGCUGCACCGCGGACCGUCGCCCCCUUCCGCUCGCCCACAGACCUGCCUGUGGACUUCUCGCGACCCAGCGUGGCACGGCUGUCCAUCGACGACCUGGUGGAUGUCGCCAACCAGCAGCAGGAUGGCCACGAGGCUGAUACGAAGGGCGGCAAGGGCAGGAAGGGCGGUCGGGUGAUAGUGCUGGAUGCGCGGCCGAAACGGAUGUUUGCCAAAGGCCACUUCAACGGGUCAGUGAGUGGGAUGGGUGGCUGGGGGGUGGCUGAUACAUACCAACACUGCCAUGACAUGACAUGACACGUCUGAGUGAGUUGCAUUUGCGGCUUUGUUUCUCCGUCAGGUCUCACUCUGUGCCAGUGCCCCGCCAUUUGCCGCUGACAGACAUCUUCCCGCCCACCUCCGACGGCCACCCACACCCCCUUCUCACGCCGCCCAACUCCCCCCCGUGGCUCAACAACAAGCAGCAGACGGAGCCCAUGGUGCUGGACUUGGUGGUGAUAGUGGGCGACCGGCGUGAGAGCGGUAGGGGGCUGGCAGAGCGGCUGUUCCAGUGGGGCGUGAGGCACGUCACGGCACUCACCGGCGGGAUGGACGCUGUCUCGGUUGACGCGCCGCUAUACGUCAUCCGGUCAUAGACAGACAGACAGACAGACAGACAGACAGCAGCAGCUGAUCGAUGUGUUCUUGUGAUGGACAUGGAUGGAUGGAUGGAUCAACACAUUGCGUGGCUCAUCAUUGUUUAGCAUUGCAAUCGAUGGGCCAGAGCAGACUGCGUAAAAUG